Botrytis fragariae is the source of this 825-nucleotide messenger RNA. RefSeq names its product putative gpi anchored serine-threonine rich protein. The transcript is spliced from 2 exons. Bases 1 to 825 code for a protein of 274 amino acids. The record is from RefSeq and is a predicted model, not a curated record. NCBI's taxonomy places the organism in Eukaryota, Fungi, Ascomycota, Leotiomycetes, Helotiales, Sclerotiniaceae.
AUGCGUUACCAAUUCGUUUCCGCCGCCAUCUUGGCCUCCAUCUCCUCCGUCUUUGCCCAAACUGCUGGCUUUGACGCUAUCUCAGUUCCCACCAACGGUCAAGUUGUCAGUGUUGGAGAUGUUUUGGACAUCACCUGGGCUCCUAACUCCGUCUCCGGAACUGUUACCAUCAAGCUCUUGGAGGGUGCUUCCCCUGCUACCUUGAACUACGACCCUGUCGUCGUUGCCACCUCCGUCAACAACUUGGAUGGAUCAUACAAGUGGACCGUCCCAGCUUCCGUUGGUAGCUUCGCAACCUACGGUAUUGCCAUCUUCCUCGAUUCGGAUGUCAACACUUUCCAAUGGUCCUUCCCAUUCGUCAUUAACGCCGCUGCUUCCUCCUCUUCCUCUGUCAUCGUUUCAACCACCGCCUCAUCAUCUGUUGUCGCCUCUACCUCCGCCGUGACCUCUGUCGUCGCCUCUGCUACCACCGAGCCACACGCUGCCUUGUCCUCCUCCACCAGCUCUGUCUUCUCUAGCAUCUCUGGUAUCCCAGGUGGAUGCAACCCAGCCCACCCAGGAUCCUGCCCAAGCUCCUACUUCAGCACUGUCACCACUGCUACCGCCACCCCAGCUCCAGUUCCUACCGCUGCCCCAGCCACCAAUGGAACCGCUUCCAACGGAACCUGGACUGCUCCUUCCGGAUCUAACGUCACCUUGAGCUCCAGUGCUUCUGCUACCAAGACCGGCUCCGGUGUUGUUACCGCUACUGGCGCUGCUUCAGCAAAGGUUGCUACCGGCUCCUUCGCUUUGUUGGGUGGUCUCUUUGCUGCUUUCAUGUUGUAA